Messenger RNA from Nasonia vitripennis (jewel wasp), 2527 nucleotides. RefSeq names its product vicilin-like seed storage protein At2g18540. NCBI's taxonomy places the organism in Eukaryota, Metazoa, Arthropoda, Insecta, Hymenoptera, Pteromalidae. The record is from RefSeq and is a predicted model, not a curated record. Bases 1919 to 2359 code for a protein of 146 amino acids. The transcript has a single exon.
UAGAAUACAGGAACUGGCUAGAGAAAGGAGGAGAAGCGAAAUCAUGGAGAGAAUUGAAAGUGAAAAUAAGGAACGCGAUACAAACCAAAAGAGGAGUGAGAAAGAAGAAUGAAAAGAAAAGAUGGUGGGAUGAAGAAUGCAGAAAAAAGAGGGCAGAAAUGAAGAGGGCAAAAAAAGGGAUUAGAAGAGAUGGGGUCAACAGGUACACACAGGUAAAGAGAGAAUUAAAGAACAUGAUCAGGAACAAAAAAGAAGAGGGACUAACGAAGGAGAUAAAAGAAGUGAAAGAGGACAGAUCGGGCAAAAAAUUCUGGAAUAUGGUUAAAAGGAGGAGAAGAGGGAAAAGAGAGCAGGUUGAUAAGGAGAUAGAAGAUGCGAAGUGGUUAGAACACUUUAAAGGGCAACUAGGGGAGAGAGAAACACAGAGAGAGGGGAUCAGGGAAAUAGAAGAGCCAGCAAGAAGGGGGAUAGAAGAGGAGGAAAGAGAGAUAGAAGUAGAGGAAGUGAGGGAAAUAAUCAGAAAGUUGAAGGAGAAAAAGGCACCAGGAGAUGAUGGAAUACAGAACGAAGCAUGGAAGUAUGGAGAAGAGAACCUAGUAGAGGAGCUGACGGAGAUACUGGGAAAGAUAUGGAAAGGCGUGGGACUACCAGAAGAAUGGAGAAAAGGGACAGUAAAACCAAUAUUUAAAAAAGGAGAUAAGGGAGAAUGUAAAAACUACAUGUGAUGCAAUAUAUGUGGUGAGUAAAGCAGUGGAGCAAGAGUUGAGGAAGAAAGGUGGGAAGGUUUACGCAUGCUUCGCAGACAUGAAAGCAGCUUAGCAGAGACUGGGAGUGAGCAUGAGGAUUAGAAACCUAGGCUACACUAUGAAAGAGAACGGGAAGAAAGAUCAAUAAAUCAAGAAAGUGAAAGGAAAGGAAAUCGCAGUGCUAGGCACAAUAUGGGGAAUAGGGGAGGCAAUCUUUAAAGAGAGCUGGAAGCUGAGGAUGAAACUCUUCGACGCACUAGUUCAGAGCGUAAUGGAGUACGGAGCGGAGAUUUGGGGUUGGAAAGGGCAGGAAGAACUGGAGAAAAUACAGAGAAGAUACAUGAAAUGGGUUCUGAAACUGGAGAGAACAACUCCAGCACACAUUAUACACUGGGAGACGAAAGGCUUCAAACUGGAAACAAGAGCAGGAAAAAGGGAAGUUAGAUACGAAGGACAAUUAAGGAAGGCUAAAGAAAACUUCUUGCUAAGAGAAUGCUGGUGCUUACUGAAAAAAGAAAGAGAAAAAGAGAUACGGAGAGGAAGACGGAAGGAUGUAAGAAGGAGCGAAUUAGAAAAAUGCGGCAUAUCCGUGAGACAGGAGAAAGGAGGAGAGGGGCACUGGAAAAGAUAGCAAGAUUUAGACUAGGAAGCGAAACGAGAGGCAACCACUACUGGAUGAAAGAAGAAGACAGAAAAUGCAGGAUGUGCGGGAGAGAAGAAGAGACACGGAGUCACGUAAUGGAAAAAUGUGAGGAGACGAAGAUAUCAGGGAAUAAAUGGGAAGAAAUAUGCGGAGGCAAAAGAAGUCAAAUAGGGAUCCUUAACAGUAUUAUAUGGAAACGGAAAAACAAAGAAAAAGUAACAGAAUAAAGUAGAAAGAAGAAUAAAGAAAGGGAAGGAAGACAAAGUAUGCCGGGAGCAGUUUCAAAGAGCGCGCGGAAACCGCCUAGGGAACUCCGAGGAAUAGUCCCUAGGAGUGCAGGGAGAAAGAAACUAGGAGCGUCGGCAAGGAAGAAAGGAGUAGAAAGAGGGAACGGACGAAAAAGAAAAAGGAACGAAUGGAACAGAGGCGAAAGCACGUGCGGAUAAAGGCAGAAAGAGGUUAGAAAGAAGAGAUCAGCAAAUAGAUAAGAGAUAAAAAAGUGAAUAAGCUAAAGCUAAAGAUAGCGGAGAUGACUCACUUCGAGAGAAGAGUGGAGAGGAAGAUAAGAGAAAUAAAAGAGGAGGUAAAGGAGUGGAAGGUGAAGAUGCAACUGGAGAGGGGAAAAAGAGAAGCGGCGGAGAGGAAAAUGAUGGACCUAGAAGGGGAUGUGGAGAUCCUGAAGGGAAAAGUGAGAGAAGAGAGAAGAGAAAGGGAGAAGAUGCAAAGGGCAGUUGAAGAGAUGAGGGCUAAGAUAAAGAAGGUGGAGGAAAAGGAGAGACGCGAGAAAGAGAGAAAGGGAUCAGAAGAGGGAAGCAAAUUGAAAGUGAGAAGUGAGGUUAAGUUGGUAUCAGCAAGCAAAAGAAAAAGGAUGGAAGAGGGAAGAAGCAAGGUAUGGGAGAGAGGAGUAAUAAUUCACAAGGGAGUAAACUGGGACGAGAACAAGGUACAAGAACGGCUGGAUGAAUUUUAGAAGGGACAAACUGGGAACUGGAGGACACAUACAACAAAGACACCAAGAGUAUUAUUUUCGAGUCAAGAGAAGAGAUGGAGGAAGUCUGGAAAAGGGGAGAAGAUAUUAACGGAGAGGACAAAGUGAAAAUAGAGCAGUGGAUGAACCGUGAUGAGAGAAGGGCAAAAA